GAAGUCUAGAGAUUCAGAAUGAAUAUCCACCAUGUUCUGUUCUUCUGCUUCUUCUCAGCACUUUGCGGUGGAAACACUCGGCUCGUCAGUGCACAAGUCCCCGUUUUUACGGCAGCUGAAGGGGAAACUGCUUCACUUAUUUGCCAACCAUCUUCGUCUGGAAACAAGAAGUUCUUCUGCAAGAACAAAUGUGAAGCAGAAGAUAUUCUCAUUAAAACAGAUGGCAACACAGCUCUCAAUGGCAGACACAGCAUUAAAUACACAAACGGUUCUUCUGGAGGAGAUCUGACUGUGACCUUCACAAAUCUGAUCAGGUCUGACUCAGGACGGUACAGGUGUGGUUUGGGCAAAACUUUGUCUCCAGAUUCAUACAGUGACUUUGAGGUCAGAGUUUCAGAUGCCCCUCUGCAGGAUGGAAUCUCUGGUUUUAUCUACACAACAACUGAAGGAGAAAAUAUCACAUUUAGCUGCUUCAAUACUGUCUACGGAAGGCACAAGUUCUUGUGUAAGGACGAAUGUAACAAAGAAGACAUUCUCAUUGAAACAGAUGGCAACAGAACUCACAGUGGCAGAUACAGCAUUGAAUAUCCAUCUGCAGGGAAGAUAAGACUGGAUGUGACCAUCACCCAGGUGACCAAGUCAGACACAGGACGUUACAGGUGUGGUUACGGCAGAGCGCUGUCUCCAGAUUCAUACUACACCACAUCGAUUGUUGUCAUAGAUGCACCAACUACUUUCCAACCGUUUCCAGCAUCAAUCUCCACACCAACAACAACUCAGAGUUUAAGCUCCAGUUCAGGUUUCCCAUCAGUUUCCACUGAAACCAGCGGCCAGUUUACAG
This is a messenger RNA of Anarrhichthys ocellatus (wolf-eel), 841 nucleotides long. RefSeq names its product polymeric immunoglobulin receptor-like. The annotation marks the transcript as partial. The transcript has 4 exons. Gene Ontology annotation, molecular function: transmembrane signaling receptor activity. The record is from RefSeq and is a predicted model, not a curated record. NCBI's taxonomy places the organism in Eukaryota, Metazoa, Chordata, Actinopteri, Perciformes, Anarhichadidae. Gene Ontology annotation, cellular component: plasma membrane.